This is a messenger RNA of Dicentrarchus labrax (European seabass), 3532 nucleotides long. RefSeq names its product Rho GTPase activating protein 42a (gene arhgap42a). The record is from RefSeq and is a predicted model, not a curated record. Gene Ontology annotation, molecular function: protein binding; GTPase activator activity. Gene Ontology annotation, cellular component: cytoplasm. The transcript is spliced from 24 exons. Gene Ontology annotation, biological process: signal transduction. Lineage: Eukaryota; Metazoa; Chordata; Actinopteri; Moronidae. Bases 1 to 2973 code for a protein of 990 amino acids.
AUGGGUCUGCCGACGCUGGAGUUCAGUGAUUCUUUCGUGGACAGUCCGGAGUUCAGAGAUCGGCUCCAGUGCCAUGAGAUAGAGCUGGAGCGCACCAACAGGUUUAUAAAAGACCUCAUCAAAGAUGGAAACAUGCUCGUAUCCGCACUCAGAAGUCUUUCUCUUGCUGUUCAACGGUUCUCUCAGUCUCUACAGGAGUUCCAGUUUGAAUGUAUUGGAGAUGCUGAGACUGAUGAUGAGAUCAGUAUAGCUCAGUCCUUAAAGGAAUUCUCUCAGCUAUUGAGCACCAUGGAGGAGGAGAGAAAACGACUGAUCCAGAACGCUGAUGAUGUAUUGAUCUCACCACUCGAGAGGUUUCGUAAGGAGCAGAUUGGAGCUGUUAAGGAGGGUAAGAAGCAGUUUGACAAGGAGACAGAGAGGUACUACUCUGUCCUGGAGAAACACCUCAGCCUGUCCUCCAAAAAGAAGGAGUCGCAGCUGCACGAGGCUGAUUCACAGAUGAGUAAGGACAGGCAGGUUUUUUAUGAUGCAUCGCUGCAGUAUGUCUUCAAGAUUCAAGAGGUGCAGGAGAGAAAGAAGUUUGAAUUUGUGGAGCCGUUAUUAGCCUUCCUGCAGGGUUUGUUUACAUUCUACCAUGAGGGCUACGAGCUGGCCAGCGAGUUCGAACCCUAUAAGCAGCAGCUUCAGUUCAACCUGCAGAAUGCUCGCAAUAACUUUGAAAGUACGCGUGCUGAAGUUGAGAGGCUGAUGAAGAGGAUCCGUUCUGCAGAGGAAGACUUCAAAGCCCCCAGUUGCUUUACCAUGGAGGGAUAUCUGUACAUACAGGAGAAACGUCCAUUGGGCAGUGUGUGGACUAGAUACUACUGUACGUAUGAAAAAAGCUCCAAGAUGUUCACCAUGAGCAACACGGAGUCCAGACCAGCUAGUAGACAGAACGGCGUGGUGAAUGGUGCACCUGAGAUGUUCAGGCUGCGCUCGUGUGUCAGAAGGAAGAGGGAUUCAAUCGACAAACGCUUCUGCUUCGACAUCGAGGUGGUGGAGAGACAUGGCGUCAUCACUCUGCAGGCGCUCUCUGAGGCCAACAGGCGGCUGUGGAUGGAGGCAAUGGAUGGAAAAGAACCUAUUUACACUCUGCCUUCUUUGCUCAGUAAAAAGGAAGAGACAUUUCUCAAUGAGCCAGGCCUCAACUUUGUUAAGAGGUGUAUUGAGCUGGUUGAAACAAGAGGCAUUACCACCCUGGGACUGUACAGGAUUGGAGGAGUUAACUCUAAAGUGCAGCGGUUGAUGACAAGUGUGUUUGCAUCCACAGCUCCCUCUGACGUACAGCUGGACGCAGAUGCCUGGGACAACAAGACCAUCACCAGUGGCCUAAAGAAUUAUUUCAGGUGUCUGGCAGAACCGCUACUGACCUACAGACUGCAUAAAGAAUUCAUCAAGGCUGCAAAGUAUGAUGACCAGAAGUACAGAGUGAGAGCGAUUCAUGCUCUUGUACAUAAACUACCAGAAAAAAACAGAGCAAUGUUGGACCUCUUAACCAACCACCUCCACAAUGUGUCCUCUCACAGCGAUCAGAACCUGAUGACUGUGUCCAACCUGGGGAUGAUCUUCGGCCCCACAUUGAUGAGGUCACAGGAAGAGACGGUGGCGGCCAUGAUGAACAUCAAGUUUCAGAACAUUGUAGUGGAGAUAAUCAUUGAAAAUCACCACAAGAUUUUUGGUGAGGCCCCAGACCUGUCAGUGCCGCUACCUCAGGCUCCGUCCUCUCGGUCGACUCCUCGUAGGAACAAGGCCAUCUGUCUAUCAUCGGGAAAGAGGAGGGCUCGUCUCUACCCUCCGGCUCUUUGUCUGGCAGACAAUGACAGUGACACAUUCAGCAGCAGCUCCAGCACGACUCCGAUGGGCAGCCAGGAAUCUCUGUCCUCACACUCCUCUGAAAAGAACGGAUUGUCUCAGGUCUCUCCUCCGUCCUCUCCCGCUGCCGAGCCCAGCUUGUCCUCCACAGCACAGGUGUCUCCUUCCGCGUCUUCCUCCUGCUCCACGUCUCACAACUCGCCGAACAGGAAGGAUCAGAAACACCCGACAGACAGCGCCUCUUCCCCUCACCUCAUGCCGUCCUCUUCCUGGACUUCCUCCCAGCUCACUCCGGCCCAGCAGACUUCCUCUGUGUCCUCCUCCACGUCCUCUUUACUCUCUGCAGAGAGGACUCUGUCCGUCAAAGGAAACUCGACUGCCUCCUUGUCAUCAGUAAAAGAGUCAGGAUCUCCCUCCGUAGCCUCCUCGUCCACCGCCUCUAUCCAGGACUCUUCAGUGGAACGUGCCUCCUCUCUCAGGGAGGGUCGACCUGUGCAGAGAGUGUCGUCCGUCUCCUCGCUGAAGAGCACUCAUUCGGUGGAUCAAAAAAAUGCCUCCUCCUCUGUCACAGAAACCAGAGUGACGGACUCUACCUCUCCCCCUCAGCAGCACAGAAAAACGUACAGGACUGCCUCCUCCUCGUCUUCCUCCUCCUCUUCAUUAUUUCCUUACCAGCUUUCCACGUCUUCCUCUCUCACCUCUCUACACAUCUCUGAAGAUUACAAAAGCUGCCAUGGAUCGGUGCGGAGUCUCAUGUCGCUGGACACACAAGAGGCAACACACAAGCGUAAAACCUCACACGUCCGCUGCAGCUCUGAUCUGAACGCCAAACACUCUGCAGCCACAACAGCCAGCAAUGGUUACCAGAAGCCUGGAUCAGUAUUAUCAGUCAGACUGCAGCAGCGUGAGAGCUCAGUAUUCUCCUCAGCAUUAGACAUUUGUUCCUCAGGAAAGGAAGCAAAGGCUCUUUACUCCUGUGAGGCAGAGCACAGUCAUGAGCUCAGUUUUCCACAGGGGGCGCUGUUCUCAAAUGUGUACCCGUCUGUGGAACCAGGUUGGCUUCAGGCGACGUACAACGGCAAAACAGGCCUCAUACCUGAAAACUACAUCACAUACAUGUGACACACCUGAUGAUGUCACCACCACAUCACAGAAUAACACACAGAUGAAACUUUAGGGAUCUACAGUGCAGUAAUACAGUAAUACUAAAAGAUACAAUAUAUUUAUCAUGUAACUGUGACUGUUAUCACUGAACUACUGGGGCUGGAUAUGAAUGAUGUAUGUACUGUAUAUCUGACUACUAUAUGUGAACCAUGUUAUGUGUUAGUAACCAGUUUAUAGUACAGUAGAUGUUGAAAUCUGACUUUUCAUCCAUUCAUAUGUGAUGGUUUCACUUAAUCAACGUUAUCAGCUCCUCUUUUAUGUUUGUGUCCAGUGGUCUUCCUGCACGUCUGAGGAUGCUAUAAAUACAUAAAAUGUGUCUGCGACGUACGUUGAAACAGUAUUUUUCUAUCAAUCUUGGUAAUUUAUGUGUUUGUAAAUGAUCAUAUUGAUGUUAUAGCUGUGUGUCCUGAACAGUAUGAACUGGUUGUCUUAAGACUGAAUCCUACCAUAACAUUUUCCCUCUUCUGUCUGUCAGUUUUCAUGCUGUCUAAAUAAACCUUAACCUUACCUUACCUUA